AUGAACGUAUCUGCGUACAUUUUGACAUCCCUACUUUUGUACAUAUCCCUUUUGAAUUACAAAAGAUUCGUGUUCUACUUUAUUAACCUCCAUGUGAACAAAGAACUGGAAAAGGUAGCUAGAGUGUAUGUUUCAUUUGAUCAUUAUUUGCACAUUUUCUUAGAAUAUGGAUUCGUUUGCAUUUACAUUUUAAUUGCAUUUCAGCCGAACAAAAAUGUCUACUCGAAACGGAGUAAAUAUAAUUAUAUAUUUGCAAAAGUGUUAUUAGUAUAUUUUUUUUUUUUUUUUUUCCACUUUCUUUUGAAUAUAAAAAACAACUUCCCUCUAAAUUUAUUUUACUUAAUUAUCAUAAUAUUCCAUUUGUCAGAAUUCUUUCUGUCGUUUUUACAUAAUAAAAAUAAUCACAAUUAUUACAAUUUUUUAGUAAAUCCAAACUAUGGUUAUGUAUAUUUUUUCAUACUAACCCUUUUUGAAUAUUAUGCUAAGAUAUUUUUAUUUCCCUUUUUACACAUUUUUGAAAAGUACAUAAACAAAAAAAUCAUUCAUAAACUUUUAUUAGUAAAUUAUUUUUUUCUUCAAAAUCAUCUAUAUAAUGGUUCUCACAUAUGCACCUACUACUAUAUUAAUCAAAUUAAAAUAAAUACCAAUAAUGAUUUAUAUCCAUUAAAUGAAAUUCUGGGAAAGCCAAACCUAUUCGCCAAAUGGAAACUACAGAAUGGAAAUCAAGUUUCAAAUAAUUUUUUACUAAAGAAAGGAAAAUUAGUUAAUUUAUCAAAAAAGUCAAGUUUUUUACACCUUUUCAAGAAUAGAGUACUAAUAAAAGGGAUACUAGGUAAGAGUUCAUUUCUACAUUCCCACAGAACCAUUUUCCCUCCUUAUGUCUUAAUUGAACAUAGAAAUCAGUAUAUUCCAUUAAAACGAGAUUUUCAAAUCACACCAUUCAGCACGAACGAGGAUUUCAUUGUCUCAUCUAGUGGCUCUGCCAAUUUAGACACUAACCAUGAGAGAACAUAUGCUCAAUGCCUGUUCACCACAACUACAUCAUCCAGAGUAGACAUAACAAAUAGAAGCAUAACAAAUCGAAGCAUAAUAAAUGGGGACAUAAUCGAUCGAGGCAUAAUCGAUCGAGACAUAAUAAAUGGAGACAUAAUAAAUGGGGACAUAAAUAAAACGUACAAAUCGUACGACUUAAAUAAUUCUUUAUUUCAAAAAAUUGUUUUAAAAUAUGCAAAUAUAUUUUUUAGGUAUCAUGCGAUCCAAAAUGUUGAGAAAAUAUACAACUACUACCUUUUGGUAAUAUUAUUGUCCCUUUUGAUUAGCGUUCUGGGAAUGCUUUUGAGAGUAUUUGCUCUUAUUCAUUGUUCUAAGAAUUUCUCUUUUUACGUUCAGAACACUGGAUGUUUGGUUUAUAAGUCGAUCAAGGGAAAACACAAGUUGGUGACAUCUGGAUUGUACAAGUAUAUGAGACAUCCCUCUUACACUGGUUGGUUUUACUAUGCAUUGUUUUUGCAAUUAUCCCUAUUUAACAUUUUCUCCUUUAUUUUAUGUUUUUUCAUAUCGUGGACAUAUUUCUACCGAACAAUCAAAAUGGAGGAAAAAUACUUACUUGAGUGUUACGGAGAGGAGUACAGAAAAUACAAAGAACAGACGCCAAACAUAUAUAUUCCCUUCAUGAGCGGAAUUUAA
Molecule: messenger RNA, 1686 nt
Organism: Plasmodium gonderi
Lineage: Eukaryota; Apicomplexa; Aconoidasida; Haemosporida; Plasmodiidae
Product: protein-S-isoprenylcysteine O-methyltransferase
Exons: 3
Coding region: 1-1686 (561 amino acids)
Biological process (GO): C-terminal protein methylation
Cellular component (GO): membrane; endoplasmic reticulum
Molecular function (GO): protein C-terminal S-isoprenylcysteine carboxyl O-methyltransferase activity
Source: RefSeq, a predicted model, not a curated record